This is a messenger RNA of Enterobius vermicularis (human pinworm), 1014 nucleotides long. NCBI's taxonomy places the organism in Eukaryota, Metazoa, Nematoda, Chromadorea, Rhabditida, Oxyuridae. The record is from the annotation of a GenBank genome assembly.
UUGCAUUCUAUUUGCCUAAAAUUAAAAGUAUUUAUUGCGAAAAGUCAAUUUUCUAAAUCUGUAGGCAAUGAAACAACCUCAAAAAAACCUUCAGAACCAUCGCUAUGGUCUCUGGUUUCGGCGGCAUCAACUUCAACUUCCUCGUUCUAUCCAGCAUGUGCUUCGCUGCCAGCAUCUAAACCCUAUUCACAAAGUACUUCAAUUGGAAGUAGAGUGCAGCAGCAACAAGAAGUAUCAAUCAACUUAGGCAAAGAGAAUGAGGAAGAUAAUGAGACCGAAAAAGCGCAAACUAUUGAAACUUCAAGCUUAGCGAAAGGGAGUACCGGAAGUUUGACACAGAAUGAACCAGCAUCAACGGAAAACUCGCGUUCUUUAUUAGAAGAAAACUGUAUGCUCAUCAAUAAGGUUGAUGAGAAUGACAGAAGCGAAGAAAAUGUUUUGAGACUUAUGAGGCGUGUCGCCGAACUUGAGGCUAAAAAUGAGGAGCAGAGAAAAACCAUCACUAAAUUGAAGGAGGAUAAUUUGAAUCAGAGGUUAGCGGUAACGGACGGCAGUAAGGAGCGAGAAAAUUUGUUGAUACGCAACGCAUCUUUAUGUCAUCAGUUAGAGUAUGAAAAACGCGAAUGGUCGAUUGAAAGAGAACAAUUGGCGAUGCAGUUGGACGAUGUGACACGUGAAUUGGAAUUACAAAAGAUGCUUUUGAACAGUGAAAGUAUUUCACAGAUAGUUCAAAGGUGGGAGGACAAGGUGUUCGAUCUGCAGGGUAUGAUUUAUGAUAGGGAUCGUGCAAUACGAGCACAGCAACAACGUAUCAGUGAACUUGUCAAAAAUUCGCACAUCGUAAACGACACUUUAUUGUCAUCUGUAUUUGCUAGCAUUAAAGGGGCUAUUUUACAACUGUUCGCCACACGAAAUCUACGAAGUUUAGACCAGUCGAUCAAAACUUUAGCAACUGCUUUACAGUUGACCAGCGAAGAAGAGGCAAUGCUAAAAAAAGGUGUUAAUGUUCACUAA